AACACACAUAUAUAGCCCCUAGGAAAUAUGUGAUGAAAACGACGUUGGAAACGAUAGGAGUUUUCAGGGAAAUCAGGAAGAAGAGUAACUAGUAAGUCGUCGAAAAAUCUGCACAGUGAAAAAAAGCACGCACUAUAUAAACAAUAUGUAACUCGAGCAAUGAAUAGUUUUGCGUGAGACAUGCGUACAAAACUUUAUUAUACAAAAUAUACCAAAUGAGAUUGAAUCACCUCAAAAGUAUUCCAGACUGUAGUGAAAGUAUGGAGCAUACAAAUGAAGUAACAACAAAUGAUAACCAAGGCUCACAAGAUAGUGCCAUUUCACCAUCAAUGGCACCAGCUAAUAAUGUGUCCAAUGGUGGUACCAAAGCUCAAUAUAAUUGGGUGGACAUAACGAAAGAGUUUCAAACAUCAGUGCAAGACCUGGUGCUAGGAGAACUGCUUCAUGACACACUGUUUGGCCUUUUUGAAGCUAUGUCUGCUAUUGAAAUGAUGGAUCCAAAGAUGGAUGCAGGCAUGCUAUGUAACAGAGGUAACAAGAAAGCCAAUUCAUUUGAUCAAUCAAUAGAAGAUGGAAGUAUAUUGUUAUGGGGCAUAAGUAACUCAGACUUAAUUGGAAUAAUUGAUACAACUCUGGCAUGCAUGGUAUCAUGGCUGGAAGGACAUUCAUUGGCUCAAACGGUUUUUACUAAUUUAUACCUGCACAAACCAUACCUCAUUGAGGACUGUACUCUUAAGGCAUUUUGUAUUGCCAUAUAUAAGCUACUGGAUAUCAUAAAGGAUUGUAUUCAAAAAGCAAUGGUUUAUGAAGAAGAAGAUUUUCAAGGCAUGCAGUACGGAUAUUAUUUGUAUCCCGAUGUCAGUGUACAGCAUGUGGUUGGUAUGCUGCAUGAAGUCGAAGAAGAACUUGACAAGGAAGCCCGUGCGUUAUACUCGAACGGUGCGCAAUCCAUGGAGGUACAGGCAGAAGAAAUAGUGGCGAUAUAUUCACGUAUAAAAUUUGUACGUGUGCUAUAUCAAACACUACUAUUGUUUGUUCAUAAACGCGACGAACAUUUGUCAGUAACACCCGAAGUACAGAAGUUAAUCAAGGCUAAAUUAAAAAUUGCAUCGGAUUUGAUCUUUGUGAUGAUUAAAACGACUCACAUGGGAACACAAGCAUUGUCUGAAAAUUCUCCAAUACUGGGUUUUGAACCACUUAUAAAUCAACGGUUGUUACCGCCUACGUUUCCACGCUACACGAAAAUCAAACCCAGAUACGACGCUCUAGUUUACUUCGAGAAUAUGAUUGAACGUUUUAAAGUUCUCUCAAAUAUCAACAUGGUGACCGCUCUUAAUCAAGCCUUGGAUUUUUUCAUCGAAUUCAGCAAAACAUCGCCCUGUAUUUUGUCACGAUCUGCUCUGCAAUUAUUAUACGUGGGCAGCUAUAGUGUUAUAGCAAAUACAAAUGUCAACGUCCUUAAGGAUAUAUUGAAAGACGCCGCGAAGCAAUUCAUCUCGCCGCCAGCACUUACGACAAAAUCAGUGUUAUACAACCAACAAGCACGCCCGUACGUCGACACAUUUUUCACGCAUUGUAUGCGUGCAUUUGCUAGUUUCCUGCAACUGUGCGGGCACAAUCGCGCGAGACAGCGUGACAAACUGGCGCACUUGUUAGAAGAGUUCACUAGCUUACAGGAUGAAGCGGAACGUGCGGAUGCAUAUCUUCAUAAUCUCACAAGUAAUGCAACCCAGUCUCGACCACACCUUGCCUGCUUCGGCACGUGGAUUCUAUAUCACACUUUACGGAUUAUGAUUAUGUAUCUGCUCAGUGGAUUUGAGUUGGAAUUGUAUAGCGUCCACGAAUAUUACUACAUAUAUUGGUAUUUGUAUGAGUUCUUAUAUGGAUGGCUGGUAUCUGCGUUGACUAGAGCAGACAGUUUUCUGGCCGAGCAGGAAUUGCUCACUGAACUACAAAAGAACAAAGGCUUGAGCAAGAAAAAGACUAAAUUAAACAAAAAACGGUCACGACCAUAUUUAAAAGAGUCAGUUUAUUAUCAAGCGCUGCAGAAUAUGUGCGGCGGAUAUUACAAGGCUCUUAUGGCAUUCCGAAUGGAUGGGAAACUACAAAUGCCAAAUCCCGAAUUUGACAACGAACGUGUACGAUAUGAUCAUCGGUUUGCCCCAUUUCAAAAUUUGUUAGCUCCGCCGCCUGUACACUAUCCGGAAUUUCUGGAAUUAACAUCGGCUGCUCGUUUCACCCCGCAACAACAGCCCAUCGACAGCCUUGCGUUGUAUACAACUGGAUAUAAACACUUUUACCAGGCGCGCCAGUUGCUCGAGAGCAUUCAACCAGCUGAUGCAGAAAUAAUCGAGCUUAUACGGAUUUCGAAAACUAAUUUCGUCGUGCUGAAGUUAUUAGGUGGUGGACACAAGAAAGAGUCUACAAGACCGCCGGAAUUUGACUUUUCGACAAAUCGACACUUUCCCAUCAUUAAACUAUGUUGAUCGAAA
Molecule: messenger RNA, 2492 nt
Organism: Dalotia coriaria
Lineage: Eukaryota; Metazoa; Arthropoda; Insecta; Coleoptera; Staphylinidae
Product: N-alpha-acetyltransferase 35, NatC auxiliary subunit-like
Biological process (GO): N-terminal peptidyl-methionine acetylation
Cellular component (GO): NatC complex
Source: RefSeq, a predicted model, not a curated record